Messenger RNA from Solenopsis invicta (red fire ant), 8302 nucleotides. RefSeq lists its product as uncharacterized. The record is from RefSeq and is a predicted model, not a curated record. NCBI's taxonomy places the organism in Eukaryota, Metazoa, Arthropoda, Insecta, Hymenoptera, Formicidae. Gene Ontology annotation, molecular function: protein binding. The transcript has 11 exons. Bases 284 to 6898 code for a protein of 2204 amino acids.
UGUCGCCAGCGACCAGCGACCAGCGACAGCCAGCGAGGACUCGCGAUUCGCGUUUUCGGGACGCGACAACAAAUUUAUAAAUCAAUUGAUCUCGCCGCGCGAUUCAUCUCUCAGCGGCGCGGCGGUGUGAGACAAAUGUCAGAGCUUUAUGACAAUUCGCCGGAAUAACAUACGAAUCGAUUAAAACGGACAAUCGAGCGCAAUGACGACGAACGAUGCGAACCGAUGUGCCGGUGGAUCGAAAUAUGCGAGGUAGGCAGGUAUGAAUCAAUAAAUAUGCCUCAUGGCUGGAGGCAGGAACAAGAGCGAGCGAAAUGGAAAUUUAGACAAAACGCACCAGUGGCAAUGCCACGAUAACCUUAACUCCUUUAAAACGCUUGAGCCUUCUCCGAGUGAUGAAUUCAAAAAACGGAAGAGUGCGGAACAACGUCGCACUAGUGUUAAAAAUAUCAGCCUAUUGCAAGACAGUAUUGUAAGGCUUCUUUAUAGUAAUCUGGAUUUUACUCAAGAAGAGCAGUUGUUGGUGAAAAUAAUUUUGAAUUCAAAUUACAAGUGUGAUUCUUUGAAUGAACUUGAUAUAGAUACAUCUCGCGUUGACAAUAGAAUACGCGAGAAAUUUCUGACAUUGAACUGUGACGCGCAUUUGCAUAACGUAAAAGAUUAUGCUGCAACGAAUGUGAGUCCCACUGCAUCAGAAAUGGCUGAUUCCGGCUUGGAGACAGGUUCGAUAAGUCCACGCGAUAAUACGACAUCAGAGAAUUCGAGCACGGAUUUUGAGAUCCAGACGCAAGCGGCAGAAUACGCUUCUGCUAAUGAUGAUGAUGAUUCGGAACGGAUACGCGCCGAGCGCGUACGCAAUAAGAACGAUCGCAAGACACUUUUGUUGCACGAUCCUGAACGAUCCUGCGAGUCGUUUGGCAAUAGCAAUUACCAUUUCGAGAAACUCGCGAUUCAACCGCGAUCUAUGUCGAAUGACGACGCUGUAACAUACUCCGUAACGUCCUUGGAAGCGGAUACGUCGGGAGACAACGUUCAGGAGGCGAAACUAAAUGCCGAGGAGAUCUUCCAGUACGAGAGUCGAAUGUUAAAUGAGCCAUUCUACGAAUCGGAUUGUGGCAGCGAUGAAAAUGAAUCUUUUGAAUUUAUCGAGCCUAUCCCUUCGGCAAGGACACCCGAAGGACACGUAGAAACUCCCGCAAAAUGUAAAUUGGAAUGGAAAACACAGCAGAGCGAUGCGGAAGAAUCGGAAAGCGUGACAGGUGAAACGAGCAUCCGAGAAUCCGAUCAUUCUCGUCUUACCACUAACUCCUCGAUCAGUCGUAACAAUUCCUCCACGAGUGGUUAUUACUUCAUCGACGCAUCUACCUUGAAUGACGAAGUGGACAUUGUAUCUACGAACGUAACGAGGAAUCAUCAGCAGUAUGGCAGCGAUUAUGGCAGCGGUACGUCGCUAUCGUAUUUGACAUUUUCUUCAAAUUAUUCGGCCAACAAGUCAAAUAAUGCUGUGGAAGAACAAUCUUACAAGUUUACACCACUCAAGACGCUACCUUUGCAAAUCGGGCACGAGCGAGUGGCGGAAUUUGAACGGGAAUUGAAACUCACCGAGCCAUAUUUGCAGCCAUUUUCAGAAUCACGUAAAAUAAAGAGGGUAGAUUCGGCAUUGGAGGAGAAGAUAGAGGUGGCGAACAGCACGGAGCCGACGGAGAAGGAGUCGUUGGCCGUAGAGAUCAAAGAGGCGGACAGUGGGGAGAGCGCUCAUCCUUCCCCGUGCCCUGACAAUAAUACCAAGUUGAACACAACUCGAGAUAAGAAAACGGAAACGUCGAACGACAUCGACGAGGCAACAACGACGGGAAACGAAAACGGAAGAACGGAAAAGAAGGCGGCGACGGCGCCCGACGAUAGACGGCCAUCGCUCAUCAGAAGAAAUACGUUCGAGCUCGACUCUAACGACGAGAAAUUAUCCGUUUUGAGACAAGAAUACGAACGUAGGCAGGGUAGCCUCAUUUUUCAAAGCGCCAUUCCACAAUACUCCGGACAUCGUGUAGACGGAGAUUCCACGAUUUGUCACGUACCUUCCGAUUCCGUGGCUCCUCCGAUUACCGAACCGUCGAUUACGUUUACCUCUGACGAUCUGCAACAGAUCGUCACUACGCAUCCGAUGUCAUAUCUAUUGGAUGGUUGUAAAAACGAGAUUAAUCAGACGCAAACGACACAAUCCAACUACUUACAAUCGAGCCUGAGCAAGUCUUGCGCGGUUUAUCCGGUUAUUAAAAGUGCCAGCGACAAAUCUAUCAUCGAUUACAGCGUAGCGGACUUGGCGGACGUCGAGGAGACGUCGAAUCACUGCAGUAGUAGUUUGCCGGUUACCUUAGACUCAAUCUUGGAGAAAGGUAAUCGAACGGAGUCUAUAAAGCGAACUAAACGCGACGAGGCCACUCCGAUAAUCUCCGGUGGUGUCAGCACUUCGGAUUACUCGAAACCUUCGGACAGUCCGACGGUGCGACGCAGAACGGAAUCCACGCCGAUCGUAUCGGGCGGCUCGGUGAUCAUGAACAAGUCUGAGAUCAAAGUCAAGUCCUCCAGAAUGUCUUCUUCCAUGACUGCUUGGGUGGUCGACAUGAGCGAUUGUAAUAAGGAGGAAUCCAAAUCUCGAAACUCGCGGAGCAUGUCGCAAAGCUUCUCCACUUCCGAAAGCAGCGGGAAAGCAUGUGCAGGCGCACAAAAGUCAGGCGAUCGUGAGAAACAAGGUAGUUUAGGUAGUAGCUUCUUUGUCAAUCUAAAGGAUAUGAAAGAUAACGUUGAAUCCAUUAAACGUGAUCGCUCGCUCGAAAGGAAGGAACGCGAUGGCCAGAACGGCAAGCCUUACUGUGAAUUUUACGUAGAUAUCUCCGACAGGACUGUGAUUAAUAACGCCAAAGUCAAGCCGUCGUCCGAGAGGCAAGACGAGGCCAGCACGAUGAAAAACGAUUGCAGUUGCAACGAAGGUGAGAAGAAGAACAUCUUCUCGAUGUUUAUCGAGCUGAAUGAUACGCGUGAGAGCCGUGAUGGGGCGAGAGACGUUGCGGCUCCGACGCAUAGGCGAAGCUUUUCGACGAUAGCCAAUAAAUUAACGGACGACUGGAGUAGCUCCAGAGAGAACAGUAGUAGCGCUACGGGGGGAGAUAAUGAUAAUGGAGUCCUUGAGGAGUCGCUGCAAGGACAAAAGAAGGAAAGAGCCAAGCCUAGCGUUUUUAUGUUCAUAGAAUCUGAUUCUCCCGUGGUACGAAGACGGACGUUGUCCACUUCGCGACCAACGUUCAAGCGGCACUCGUGGAACGUGGACAAGACACAGCCGACGAAUAAUAGUAAUGGCUGCGUGGCAAAAGAACUUAUGUUCAGAAAGGAACACAAACGCGCGCACAGCAUAUCGAUGGAUAGUCGCGGUAUUAUCAAACAAUCCCAAGCGAAAACGAGCUCGUCUAGUCACUCGCUGAGCGACGCGGCUAAAACCGAUUCUUACAAUCAUAAAAGUUUCAAGAUGCUACAAGAGCGUGAGAAAAACUCUAAUAAUAUGGACACGUCGUCCGAGGAUGUAUUUGAGUUUGAUGUAAAGGACACUCCACCAAAUUCUCACGUGGAGAUCGAAAGUGUACAACUGCCUGUUAGCGUGACGAAUCACGAAUACCGAGAAAUAAUUCCCGAUCAAAUGGACAACUUGGAAGCCAAUGAGACGAAAGCGUACGAGGAUGAAUUCUCGGAAACUUCCGCUUGGGAAAAGACGUGUACCGAGAGCACGGAAGGUCACACUCGCAAAAGUGAGACGUUUGAUAUUAGCAGCGGCAGCGGACCUUCCCCAGAUAGCGACAACCACUAUUAUGAAUUGACUGACUUGUUGCAUUCGGGUGUUAACGAUAGAUCGCAACUAGCUGGCGCGGCUAACUCGAGCAGCAAGAUAUCGGAGACUCGCAAGUCAUUGAGUGAAACUAUAAAGAAGAUCGAAUGCGAAUUGAAGGAACCGGAAUAUAACGACGCGGAUCAGACAUACGGUUAUCGUUUGUCGAAGAAAAUCGGGAAGCCUCGGGUGCCCAGUCGUAAUUUAAAAAAUUUCCAUUCGGAUUCUGAUAAGACUAGUACUUCCAGUUUCGUACGUCUGUCAGAUUUGGAUAAAACGCCGACGGCUCUUGUACCAAUGGUGAAGGACGAUGACAGAAGCACGUGUCGAAUGAGCAGCAGUAUUCCGGAAACGUCGUGGAUAGAGAGCAAGCUGGCGAUGAUGACGAGGAACGCUGGCGGCGGCGGCGGCGGCGGCCCUGUCAAACCAGUCUCGAGAAAGCUCGUUUCUGUCAUGAGUACGUCGCUUCCAUCCAAACAGAAGUCUCCGUUGGAGGAUUUGACCGGUGAUUGCGAAGCGGAAGGGAUUAUCUCCGAAUCUGAUCUUAGUAGCAUGCAAAGCAGUAUGGGACGUUCCGGAGCGGAAGGUAGCACAGAGGAAACUGAAACGUCCAGCAUAGCUGGUGCAAAGCCAUACAAUAGACUUGGUGAGGAUUUAUUAAGGAUGUUCUUGGAAGAGAUCAAUCCUGACGUUACAAUAGAUGUGGCUGGCCGACAUAUAAGAGCACAUAAAUGUAUAUUAAGUUCUCGUUGCCAAUAUUUUGCCGCAAUUUUAAGCGGCGGAUGGAUCGAAAGUGCAGGCAAUGUUAUUUCUCUUCAAGGGUAUUCUUAUAACGCAGUUCAUUUUGCGUUAUGUCAUAUCUACAGUGGAGAAAGUAAUAUACCGGAUUCUAUAAGUAUCGUUGAAUUAGCGACGUUAGCGGAUAUGUUGUGUUUGGAAGGUCUUAAAGAAGUUAUAGGAUACACGCUUAAACUUAAAUAUUGCCAUCUGUUUCACAAGCCUUGCCAAAUAUGUGCCGUUGGAGUGUUGGAAUGUAUGCCAUUGGCGGCAGCGUAUGGUCUGGAUGAGGUGUAUCGAAAGUCACUAAGAUGGAUUACGAAGCACUUUGUACGAAUAUGGCCAUGCAAAGCAUUUGCGACUCUUCCGAGAGAACUUAUGGAAAAAUGUUAUCAUCAGCAUAUAGUGCAUAUGUCUACCGACAACGUGCUUCAAACUAUGAUGGAUUGCGAUAAACUGCUAGCAACUUUACCAAAUGUGCGAUGGGCAGAGCCGGUAUUUCGGAUGGUGUCAAAUCUGUUGGAAACAUCAGUAAAAUUCCUGUCGGAAAAUUUUGCAAGUGUCCUGGGAAACGACAGUUUCCAAUCACUUGGUCACGAGCUAACAUGGAACAUCAGCCGUUUAGAAGAUCAUUUUCUAACAGCCGUCGAACAAUUGCCGCCUGAACAAGCGUGCAAAAGUUACUCAAAAUUGAAUAAAAUGCUAUCAGUCGCCUCGCAGACUGAUGAUUUUCAAGGUAAGAUCAAGUGGGGACCGUUGUUCAUCGAUUUUCUACACAAGCUUCAAGGUCGUGUGGAAAAAUGCUUGGUGCGUGAUGCCACACGUGCCGCGAGAACUACCACAUGGUUGAAAAUGGAUCUAGAACUUCGUAGAAGAAUACAAGAGUUAGCUUGUCUCGUAAUCUUGCCUCACGAAACCUCGAAGCGACUAUCCAGACAUUCAAACUUCUUAAAGGAAUCUCGUGCACCGCAGAACCGUUCGACGAUAAGCCGCAGCUUAGAUUUAAAACGUGUAAAAAUGGUGAUCUCGGAACACAAUGACAAAACAUUAAAGCCAGUGCCAUCAUCUAAACAAAAUAAAAAAGUUUUAUAUAAGCCCAAAACAGAUCCCCUUGAGCGCAAAAUGCAAGAAGAUAAACAAAUUACUUCCGAAACCGUUAGGCCAAAAUCUUGGCCUAAUAAAGUAGAGGUAAAGUCAAGAUAUUUGGAACCAAGGAACAAGCCUGUUCCAAAGGAAAACGCGCCCAUACAUCACGACAAAAUUGUGCAACAACGGCGUAAAAUUAUGAUCUCCUCAUCUGAUUCGUCACGCACUUCUAGCCCGGCGAUGAAACGUGCGAUAGAUGCAAAAAAACCAUUGUCCAAGAUAAAGCUACCAGUCAAGAAGGAUGUAAAAGCUCUCUCAUCAGACAGUUUAACGGAGGCAAACGCGGAUCGAACUGGCAAUAAAAAGGAUUUGAUCAGCAAAAGUUGCGCUAUCACGAGACCCGAAUCACCUUCUUUUAAACAAAAAAGCACUGAAAUCGGUUUAUCAAUCGAUUCCUUGGAGACUAAGAGUAAGUCAGUCACCGUGAAAAAAAAAGUUAGUAAAAUGGAUACAUCAUUAUCCACGGACAGUCUUAUGACAGAGAUAACGACGACUCCGAAAUCCAACAUGUCGAUAAAUAAAUUAUCGCCUACUUUAGCAAAAGCGAAUAAAACUCAAACUUAUGACAGAAUGAAAAAAAGCUCGCCACCAACGCAGCAAAAGAGCCCAUUAACGAUCACUAAGAGGCCUCCGAGAUCAUUGGAAAGUUCUACCGCCGCCAGUCGCAGUAGAGCCGCUGCUAUAAGUAACACGUACCACGGUUCACCGAGUUUACGCAGAAGCUUAUUAGAUGCUGCAAGAACGCCGGACGUUCCCAAUAGACCGGUGAAUACGGUAACUCCUUUCAGAAUGCGACAAGUCGUACAAACAAACGUUCCUUCCAACGCGAGGAGAGAAAGGAAGGAAACUCAAAAUUCGCAUGGCUCUGACAGCCCCAGCAAAAAGUCCUCCCCGAAGUCUAAUGUAGGUAGUAGGAUGAGCAAGUCGGUAAUCGCCAGCAAAAGAAUUAUCAGUGGUAAAGUUGACGACAAGAUUAAAAAGUGCCAUAAUGUGGAGGCGCAAAGACAACCCACGGUAGGUUCGAGAUCGGGUACGUUCCUCAAAGAUGAACCUACGAUACUUAAGAAAGUAGACAUUAAGUCAUCACAAAUUAAUACUUAAUGCUAUUAAUGACUGGAAAAUUCUAUCGAUAGGAUAUGCAUUGUCGACGCGAUUUGUUAAUGCUAACGAUCUGCUAACAAUAUCACAUUUUUAUCAAGAUUCUUUCCUUAAAUCAUCUAUGAUUCUAUAAUCGUAAUAGUAAGGAUAGAUUUUAAAGAUAUUGAUAAUUAAAAUCAUUUCGCAUCUUGAUACAUAUACGUAUAGAGCUUUAUAUAAUUGUCUUUUUACAAAAGCAUUCCUAAAAUUAUUAUUGUUCUUGUGACAUUUGUGACUAUGUUAUCAUAAAUGUUUUACAAUUUGUGUAUGUAUAUUAACGUAUUUCACACAUAUUUUUGUUUUCCCCAUAUAUAAUAAAAAACUUAUAUAAUAAAAAAUACUUGUUGACAGUGCAUUAGGUACGCGUAAUAAAUCGUAAUUAAUGAAGAACUAUCGCUAGAGUAAAUGCGAGCGUGAUAAUUCCAACAGAGAAAUCGUAUUAUAUGUAAAAUAGUGAAAUGUAAUUUUAACUUAUGAAAGCCUGGAAUUCUCGUUAAAAAAAAAAAAAAAAUACACUUGAGCUGCAUUUAUUAGUUAAAUAGAAAAAUAUACUGAUUAUCUUAUGACGCUAGAGGUGAUUAUAUUUAAAUAUGAUAGAACAAUUUUCAAAUAAUAAUUAAACAAGUUUUCCUGCUUUUUUAAUAACAUGCAGGUCGUAAAAUCUCAUUCUGUGAAAUCAGAUAUACGAAUUAGUCUGGAAAAAAUGUAUGUCUUUGUGUGUGUCUGUGCACACAUACAAACAUAGUCAAAGAUAUGAAAAAAGAUUAUACAUAUGUCUAAAAAAAUUUUUCCAAGAGAAAAUUUGUUUGAAAACAGAAAAUUUAUAAUCGAGCUGCAUCUUUCUUGAAUCACUGUAUCGCACAAUUAAAAUAAGUGAAGAUCUCAUAUAUAUACAUACAUGCACUAAUAACAACAGAUAGAAAGAUAAGAAUAGACAUGUACUUAAAUGAACAAAAUUUUGAUUAUACAUGUACACAUUAAUAUCUCGUAGUACUGCACACGCAGCAUCUCAUAACCCUUACAUAAAAAAACGUGGCCAGUAAAAUAAUUGUGUUUAGACAGCUCUUCCAUUCUACGUAAAUAUGCCAUAUCAAUUUGAAUUACUUUUUUAGUAACCAAAUAACGAUUUUAUUGGAUGCUAUUUAUUACUAAUUAAAGUUGCCAUUGUAUAAACUAAUUCCGAAUGCAAGUAAGAAAAUUAUAUCUUCUUCUCUUGCAGUUAUUUAACGAUAAAUUGUAUGUAAAUGAUAUAUUUAUUUGUUAAAUUUCUAUCUCUAUUUUGCAAUGUACAUUUUUAUGCAAUAUUUAUAUCUAGUCAUUUGUAUAUUUUAAAUAUUUACUUUUUUGUGUAAUGUUAAUAAAUAUAUC